Messenger RNA from Brugia pahangi, 1965 nucleotides. The record is from the annotation of a GenBank genome assembly. Lineage: Eukaryota; Metazoa; Nematoda; Chromadorea; Rhabditida; Onchocercidae.
AUGAUACUUUCCGGAACACCUAUAGCAGCAAUUCGGUGUACAGCUCCAAUUUCAGUCAAUCCAGGUACUAAUGACAGCUCAGCGAAUCCCGCAAUUUUCGGCGAGCUCCUGAUAUCUUCCAAUGUUCACACACCACAUCGACCAAUAGUUACGAUUCGAAAUCUUUCAGCAGCAACAGCAGAAACUCCAACAGUUACUAUUCCAGGGGCUGCAGAAGAAUCAAAUUUCAUUUCGACAAACCUAAUUUUGAAUGGCAAUUCGCCAUCGGCUUUUCGACCGAUUUUCCCAUCAACUUCUUCAGAUUCAUUUGUCAUUACAACCCUCAGUUCUCUUGUUUCUCCAUCAGAUCAUGAAAAUGUCAACAGUGAAAGAAAUCACAACCAUCAUCAUCAUCAACAACAACAACAACCAGAACAACAGCAACCAGAACAACAACAGCAACAAAAAUCACAACAGAGUGACACUACCUUAAGUGCUGACUAUGUUGCUACAACGAGUAAUAAUUACUUGUGUCAAGUCUGCGGCGAUAGAGCAUCCGGUUUCCAUUAUGGUGUUUUUGCUUGCGAAGGUUGCAAGGGCUUUUUUCGCCGUUCUAUUCAGCAGAAAAUCCAGUAUCGUCCGUGUACUAGGAGUCAGCAAUGUAUUGUUGCCCGGAACAAUCGUAAUCGUUGUCAACAUUGCAGGCUGCAAAAAUGUAUCAGAGUAGGAAUGUCAAGAGAAGCCGUUCGAUUCGGUCGUGUACCGAAGCAUGAAAAAGUCCGUAUGGCUGAGGAAUUGGCUCGCGUUACAGCACGCACACUAACUGAUGCAGUUCAAAGUGCACUUACAGAUAGUGAUUCGGUAGUGGAAUCCUGCUUUACUGGUUUUUCUCGCCUAAUAGACAAUGUAAAGAAGCUUCUUCAUAAACCUCCUGCACAAAGCGUCUGUCCUGUCGGAAGGGUAAAUGCUCAUCAUGCAAUUAAAGCAGCUUACGAUUUCUCUCAGUCAAUUCCGGGAUUCAGCAUACUGCAUCAUCAGGAUCGAGUUCAGCUAUUGAGGGGUACAUUAUUCCAAACGGUUGUGCUAGCAAUGCUCUCAUCAUUUAACUGCGACAAAGCUCUAUUGACGCUUCAAUCGCCAAUUGGACAUGUCCACCAAUAUUUCUACUCACCUUUAAAUGUUUUUUUACAAAAAUUUAACGCAUUAAAAUUAACUAAUCAGCAGGUAGCACUUAUUGGUGCUGCAGGCAUGUGCAUUUCCGAUAAACCCCUCAUGCACCCUGAACUGGCUGCACUUAUUCACAAUCGUUUAAGUGAUCUGUUCCAAGAAACGUUCUCGAAAGAAUGUCGUGCUGCAGCUCCACAGCUUUUGCAUACCGUCUUGUAUGAGCUGAGAAUGCAAAAUACAGUGCAUCAGCAAAGUCUUGAAGCGAUAACUAUUUGGCCUUCUACUUGUUGUUCCUCAUCAUCGUCUGUUGCGUCUACUUCCGAUGAUAGUGUUGUCUCAAAUACCGUGAAAACAGGUAUCAAUGAUAAUGCAUCACAAAAUGUUGAAACCGAGUUGUUAGUAUUAGGAAAUUCAGGGCUUAUGUCAGGACAACAACCAGAACAACCGUUACAGGAAUUAAUUUCGCCACUUUCUGUUGAAAAUCAAUCGUACGAUGAUAUAGAAAAAGAACAGACAAAACCAAGUUGUAGCCAACGUAAAUCCGAGAAUAAUCCAUUGCAAUCAAGUACUCUAUUCCGAGUUCAACCAUCCAUUGUUGAAUCUCAUCGUUCUGUUGCCUCAUUGCUGAACCAACCACCCAUUUUACCAAUAGCGGUAACUGCAAUACGAACUACUUUUGCUCAGAAUUGUCAAUCGGCAUUAUUAUAUCGAGCGGCAACACCAAUCUUUCGAAAUAUCGCUCUACACGACACGGAGGUAUCAAAUGAGAUAGUAGGAUCAGUAGAUGAAGAGCCGCUAGAUCUAAGUGUGAAACGUUGA